UACGAUUCUUCUCUGAUUCAUCCUCGAUUUUUCGCUUUGGAAGAUGGAAUUUCUCUUCGGGUGAAAAAUCGAUCGGUCAUUGUCGUCUUCUUCGCUUCAUUUUUUCUUUGUUUCUGCACAGUUCGUUUCAGUUUUCAAGGUGCGAGUGAAGAAUCGAUCGGUAUUUUGUCGUCGUCUACACACGUUUGCGAUGAUUGGUGCUUGAUCACCUUCAUGUAGUCGGAAUUGUGAAGUAAGUUCUUCUGCAUCUAUAAAUUGAUCAUUGGUUAUCUACUUCGCGAAUUGUGGUGGGUUGGAUGUUGGAGUCAAGUCGUUGAAGGUUCCAUUAGAAAUAGAGAUUUUCUGGGUACUGAGAAGAGUUGUUUUAGGGUUUUCGAAAGGUAUGAAGAAAACUAGAAUCAUCGAUCUACCAGACGACGUUAUUCGCCACAUCUCGUCCUUCCUUACGGCAAAGCAAGCUGCGCACGCACAGAUAGCCGCAAAGAAAUGGCGGAAUCUGAUUAGCAUCAUACCGAAUCGGGAAUUUUUUGUACUCAAGUCCAAGAUUAGCGGAAGUUUAAAUGAUUUCGUUAAGGAAUUAUUGUCUCUACACGCCAAUCACCGUCUAAGAAGAUUCUCUCUGAAAUUGCCAGAUGAGGGUAAUCGUCCUUAUUAUAAUCCUGUCAAUGAUUGUCUACGCAAUGUUUUGAAGCGCGGUGUCUUGGAUCUAGAGUUGGACAUUAAUGCUAAAGAAGACUAUCCACUGCCUUUUGAGGUCUUCACUUGCAAGAGCGUUGUGACACUGGAACUAGGGUCUGGUUUUGUUAUUGACACCAUCCCUCUGAAUGCUUCGCUUCCAGCUCUUAAGACUCUCAUUCUUGAUUCAGUCCGGUUCGAUAGUCUUGAUGGUGGUUGUGUGUUCCAAAGGCUUCUUUCUGCUUGCUCUGUGCUUGAGGAGUUAGUCAUCAAUGGCCGUGUCAGUGAUCAUUGGAAUUGGUCUCGCACUGUGUCUAGCCAGACCCUUAAGAGACUUACUAUAUCGCGUGAGGUAUUGGCUGGUGAUCAUAACGAAGUUAAUUCUGAGGCUAUUAGUUUUGAUACUCCGAGUCUUGAAUACUUGGAAAACUACGAUGUUCUUCGAGAUGGGUAUCCAGUUGUUAAUUUCAACUCCCUUGUUGAAGCUACGUUCGACGUUUUUCUUUUUUUCGAUGGUGGGGGUUAUGAUCUUAAAAAUCUGAUUCAGGGGUUACAAAAUGUCCAGAUUCUGAGGUGUGUCAAUGUCGACACGAUGCUGAUGUUUGAUUCCUCCUGCUCCAGCGAAGCAAUCCCAUUGUUUGAAAACCUGCUUCAUUUUGAAGUUAGUACUGAGCCCGAUUACUGCUGGUUUCCUCUGACGAAUGUGCUUGAGAAAUCUCCAAAUCUUAAGACACUCACCAUUGAGGGUUGCUUGCACUUUGUUCCUCAAGAACCUGUUUGCGAUUGCUUGUCAGGGUAUUCUUUUCUCAAGUUAUGCCCUAUUGAGACCCUAAAGAUAACAGAGUUCGAAGGAGAUACCGAUUGUAUGUUGCACAUAAAGCUUAUCUUGGAGAAUUUGCCGUAUCUUGAGCUGUUGGAACUUCAUGUUCAAGCAAGAACAGAUAGAAAGCUCCAGAUCAUGUCAGAUCUCCUAAUGCUUCCCAGAGCUUCUUCCAAAUGCAAAGUCCAGGUCAAAUUCUAAUCUUUGUUGCCUCAACAUGAACUUCCACAUUUCUCAUCUGAGAAAUAAACUUGCUUCCCUUAUAUUUUUUGGGGUAUCUUUCAUAUCUGAUAUUGUUCUGAAUCGAACACAUCAUGGCGUUUUCGUCAUCUAUGGUUGUUGUGUCGUUUUUUGGGCGGAGAGGAUUUCGUUUAGUUUUUUUUGUGGCAAGUAGAUGUCUCUUCUUUUUAAGCGUUUCUUAAUCAACUUACUGUAA
Eutrema salsugineum is the source of this 1931-nucleotide messenger RNA. Its product is annotated as F-box protein At3g62430. NCBI's taxonomy places the organism in Eukaryota, Viridiplantae, Streptophyta, Magnoliopsida, Brassicales, Brassicaceae. Gene Ontology annotation, molecular function: protein binding. The coding region runs from base 383 to 1696 and encodes 437 amino acids. The transcript is spliced from 3 exons. The record is from RefSeq and is a predicted model, not a curated record.